GACAAGUCUGAACAAGUUGGGCUAUAUAUAUUACGUCACAUUUCAAAUAUCUUUACGGGCGCAUGAUUUAAAUAACUACACACAAACAUUGGCUACAUGGCCAACAUUGCGCUGAAAGUGUGAUCAGAUAAUUUUCGCUCUAGUCUCUAAUUUAUUUAAAUCAUUUUGACAAGAAAGAAUAAACUUUACAUUUGAGGUUAUGUUGACAUUUUGUAAUUUUUGUUAGUUGUUUAUGUAGGUGAUAUCUGUCAGCUUAUUUUUAAAUACUUUUAUAUUUUAAAAUGUUGGUUAAACUUUUUAAACUCGGUGAGGAUGAAGUUAUCACAACUUUUACACAAGGGUCACAUGUUUUAGGACGGGGUACAUCUUUGCAGUUAUUGCAGUGCAAUGAUAAAAGGAUAUCCAGAAAUCACGCAACAAUAGAAGUCACACCAGAUAAUAUAACACUAACAUCGAUACAUGUCAAUCCUUGCUUCCUUCGAGCAGCAGAAAGCAAAACAAUUACAAUAUUAAAGAAAGACGCAACUACGCAACUUCAUGAUGGAGAUAACUUUGCUCUUCUCCCAGAUGACUUUUGGUUUAAAAUUAAAAUAUGUGAAGAAUCUUCAUCAGAAAUUGAGCCCAAAAAUUUUACAUCAAAAAGAUGCUCACCUGAUCUUGAUGAUGCACCUCCUGAUAAGAAAAUAAAAACUCAAAAUGACAAUUGCGAUACAAAUAACUCAGAUGUAACUAAUGUAGAAGUAUUAAAACCAAAAGAAAAUCCUAAUGAUAGUGAAAAUGGUACUACACUGGAAGAAAAUGGGAACUCAAAAGUAGCAUGGGAUAACCAAGAUGUAUUACCUAAAGGAGAUACAGCUGAAAAUAAAGAUGCAGUACCUGAAAAUAUUGGUGAGGUACAACAAGUAGAUGAAGGUACAUCUCAAACUGACCAAGCUACUUCAAAACAAGAUCAAAAUGAUCAACCUACUGCAAAUCAAGAUGAUGUACCCCAAAUUGAUCCAGUUACUGCAAAACAAGAUCACAAUGGUCAAUCCACUGCAGACAAAGAUGAUGGGAACCCUAGCACUUCUAAUUCUAAACCAAAACGUGAAAGGUGCUGGUAUGGAGCGCAGUGUUACAGAAAAAAUCCAGUGCACAGACAGGAUUACACACAUCCUGGAGAUUCUGAUUAUGAAAGUGAUCCAGAUGAUAACAGACCAACUUGUAGUUAUGGAGCGACAUGUUAUCGAAAAAAUAAGGAUCACAGGAGGGAAUAUAAACACCCCAGUCGAGACCCUCCAAGUAAAAAAAAAAGAAAUAGAAAGAAGGUGGAGCGUUUAAAUGUGGCAACCAGUCAAGAAAUGAGGGAAUUUGAUGAUUCAGAAGACCCUUUUAUUAAUGAUGAUGAUAGUGAUGAGUACAAUGGAAGUUCAUAUGAGGAAGAUUCUGAUUGGGAUGAGUCGCAAGAAGCCGACGAAGAUGCAGAAAACGUGAAACGAUUAGUAAAAGAGGCCAAUCGAUUUGUUAAAAAGUAGUGUCAUAUAUGGCUUCAUUGCAACUGGAAAACUUUUACACUUAUAUACAAUUAAAAACUAAUAAAAUACUUCAAGUAAA
Molecule: messenger RNA, 1593 nt
Organism: Zophobas morio
Lineage: Eukaryota; Metazoa; Arthropoda; Insecta; Coleoptera; Tenebrionidae
Product: aprataxin and PNK-like factor
Exons: 5
Coding region: 282-1514 (410 amino acids)
Biological process (GO): double-strand break repair
Cellular component (GO): nucleus; site of double-strand break
Molecular function (GO): DNA-(apurinic or apyrimidinic site) endonuclease activity; protein binding; 3'-5' exonuclease activity
Source: RefSeq, a predicted model, not a curated record